AUCACGUGGCCACCAAGUCAUUCUCAGAAUAUGCUGGCUGGGUGUAGCCAAUAAAAAUACAACAACCUCUCCACUGAAACUUGAUGACUUGCUCUGCUCGCCUAUAUCCACGCAACAUGCAUCAAUCCAAGAGAAUGAGACUUUAGAUCGCCUUGGCAGACAGAGUUAGUGAAAAUAAACAGAAGACUCCAGCCGAAAGUGAAAAUGGCAAAUCAAACAGACUUUCUGCCCCAGACUGAGAUGAGCACCGACAUGCAACCCUUCAACAUCACCUCAACAUCCAGCCCCUUGAACACCUCAGACUUCAUUGCCAAAAUCGCAGCCAACGACCUGACAUCCAGGGCCAACUACGUCUAUGCCCUCUGUGCCGUGCUGGGCUUGGCCUCGGCAUGCAUUCUACUCUACGGCUUAAUUCGGUCCUACAGAGCCCAGAGGCACCUGGCCUGGCUGGACUCCCUGCUCUGGGCCUUUUCCAGCUCCCAGCUCCUUCUCUUGCUCCUCUCCCUCUCUUCCGUAGCACACCGGCCCAGCUACCUGGUGACAACACACAUCGGCUGUGCUGCACUCGCCUUCACCGUCAACAUGGCAUCCCUCUGCGGGCUGUUGCUCCUGGUGUUCAUGGGAUACGCCCUGACCUUCGACACCCCAACUCACGCCCUGCUGAAGAGGCCUGGGGUCUGUGUGGCUCUGGUGGUCCUGGUUUCUAUCCUGUGCUCCUUGGUGCUAGCCAAACUCAGAGGCCCCCCCCAGGAACUGCAUUUGGAGGGCAUAUGUAUUAUAGACCCAGCUGAGGCAGGAAGGUCUUAUGCCAUGGCGAAGCUUUGUCUAGGGCUCCUAAUUCCCUACCUCCUCCUGCUGGGGCUCCUGACAGGCGGCUGCGUCCGCCAAUGGAAAUCCAGCAGCCGGUUCCUCUCCGGAUCAGAGGAAGGUCCAGUUUUCCUGGCCGUGGCUGUGGUGAUAUUUGUAUGUCAGCUAUUCCAUGGCAUUGUGCUGGUGAGGGGGGCAGGGAUGCAGCAGGCUGGUGAUCUCAGCUAUCACGAGAGGGCGUUCAUGCAUGUGUCCGAGUUUGUGAUGUUCUCUGGGAGUUGUGUGUGUCUAGUGUUAGUGCUCCUGCUGCAUAGGCCGUGCAGGGAGAGCCUUCUGGAGGUGACAAGGCAGCUCCGCGACUGCUGCCGGGGCCUGGGGGGCCGACAGACCCACAGACAGAUCAUGGCCCCCCAUAUUGAGAUCACUGACACUCAGGACUAUAACCCUUAGGUCAAUAACCAUCUCAGACAUUCUGGAUUCAGGAAUAUUAUGCCUUUUUUAAGACCGCCAAAUCUAUCCCUAUAAGCGUUGAUUCAUAUAUAUUAGAAGCUGACAGCAGAUAACUUAAAAGCAAGGCUACAUUCUGGAAGUUUACUUGCUGAUCGUUUACAUAUAAUUUUGGCUUGAAUUUGAAGACUGUAAAUAGUGUUAUUCAGUUUUGUUUUCCAAUGUACUUUUUUGUAACUUUUUCAACCUAACGAUUAUAAUCUUAUUUCAUGUAUGAUCAGCGUACUGUUACUUCACCAACCAACCGACUUUAGUAUGUGAUUUUUUUUUUCUUCUGUGAAUCGAACGAUGUCUGUACAUUUCAUUGGUGACUUUUCAAAUAUGAUGAUAGUGAAAUUGCAAACGACUUAGUGUAAAACGAAGUUGUGCAAUGACAAAUAAACCAUUAACAAUCA
Salmo salar (Atlantic salmon) is the source of this 1709-nucleotide messenger RNA. RefSeq lists its product as uncharacterized. Lineage: Eukaryota; Metazoa; Chordata; Actinopteri; Salmoniformes; Salmonidae. The record is from RefSeq and is a predicted model, not a curated record.